AUGAGUACAGCUGAUAAUGUUGAGUUGCAUGACGGUGGACCGGUCGCCGCUGCUCGUGCGUACGGCCCAGUCGAAGAGUCGCGACAUAUAUUGGCGAUCUCGGUGGGACAUAAGGUCCGAACUAUCGCGACUACUUUGAGAGUUAAGAGCACGGCGCUCGAUGAGGUCUAUGCUAUGUUCGAGGAGCACUCCGAGGUCCAGGAGGAGCCGAUCGAAGAUGAAGCCGACUUGAGUCUGUUUGUGGAGUCUGCUCCUGAGGAGGUCAAAGAAGAUGUAUUAGAUCUGAUCGGAGACCAGGGCGGCUUUGACCCGGUUGACUGCGCUGUGUUUGCUCAGUACGAGAAUCUCAAGAGUUACCUCACCCUCGGACUGAGGGCGAGAUGGGCCGAUCCUGGUGGAGUUAGGUCGAUCCGACCCCAGAGGAAGCCGAUUCGUUCUGAGUUGUGGGCUAGCGAGUACUCGCCCUUCGCUGGCGAUCUUCCCGGCUCCUUCAUUGAGAGGAUCAUCCGCCGACGGAGUGACUUCGUGAGAGGUCAGCUUGGUGAGAGAGAGCCGAUCUAUAGACAGACGAAUCCGACCGAGCCUGAAUCUGGUCCUUUGAAAGGACCAGAAAAUUUGAAAAUGAGAGAUUUUGACGCACGAUUAUAG
Messenger RNA from Perkinsus marinus ATCC 50983, 648 nucleotides. RefSeq lists its product as hypothetical. The transcript has a single exon. The record is from RefSeq and is a predicted model, not a curated record. Bases 1 to 648 code for a protein of 215 amino acids. Lineage: Eukaryota; Perkinsozoa; Perkinsida; Perkinsidae.